This is a messenger RNA of Cryphonectria parasitica EP155, 381 nucleotides long. RefSeq lists its product as uncharacterized. Lineage: Eukaryota; Fungi; Ascomycota; Sordariomycetes; Diaporthales; Cryphonectriaceae. The coding region runs from base 1 to 381 and encodes 126 amino acids. The transcript has 3 exons. The record is from RefSeq and is a predicted model, not a curated record.
AUGUCCGGAUCCUCCAGUGUCGGAAACGCCGCCGUCUAUGAGGCAGGCGACCAGCGCAACGCCCCCGCGUCUCAGAAGCAAGACGACCAGGCCGAACGCUACGAGGAGGGCAAGGAACACUCCCACAAGGAAAAUGAUUCCAAGGACGAGCGCAGCAUAGCCAACCGUCUUGCGGCUGCUCAUGACCAGAACGACCCCAACGAUGGCAGCGGCAAGAAGAAGACGGCCGAGCAGAUCGCCGGCGAGCACGACCCCACCGCCCCGGCCAAGAUGCACGGCAAUGAGCCGUCCAGAGGCGCCAAGAUCGACAAGGCCAUUGAGGACGAGGAGGCCGAGCUCCUGAGGCGGAAGGAUGAGAGCCAGAACGGCAAGACAUUGUAA